AGCAGCCAAGAUGAUGCUCCAAGUCGGCGACUUCAUCACCAUCGCCAUGGUGGCCGCCCGCGCCGCGAAAGCCCUCAACGACGCGCAAGGCUCCAAGGCCGAGUUCACUUCCCUUCUCAAGACUCUCAACGCGCUCGCCCAGGCCAUGCUCCAAGCCGAAGCGCUAUGCAUGGGCUGUCAGUCCGCGCGCCCAAGCAACGACCCCUCUAGCAUCAAAAUGCUCGAAUCCAUCGGUGCCGAGAUCAUCAAGGAGCGCAAGGAGUGCGAGAAUCUCAUCACGCAGUUCCUUAUUGACUUUUCAGCCUACUCAGACGCAUUUGUCGAGCAGACGAGCGGCGUCGUGCGGAAAACCUAUCGCAAGCUAACUUGGCUGGGGCGUAAGGAGGAAGCGGCUGCGCUGGAGAAGAAGAUCACUACGCAUAUGCAGGCGCUGCAGCUACGUCUCUAUGCAUUCUGCUUCGCAUCGAUGAAGAGCGAUGUUGUCGACAAUAGUAUUGUGCUAGGUUCCAUCGAUACCUCGGUUGAAUCGCUAGCGAUGCGGUUUGGCGACAUGCAUCUUAUGGUUGCUGAAGCUGUCAAGAGAAUCGAAGUCGUCCAGAAUACAGUGACGACGUCAAUAGGAUACAGCUGGGGGCCAGAGGCACCGAUUAUACUUAUAGAUGGGCUGGAUAGGAAGGUGCUUCUUCCGUUAAUGCUGGCCAGCACCCCAGAUACCUUCCGAGAAGUUCUCCUUAUCAUGCAUCGUGGUGGGCCUGGGUACGACAAGAUCGAGAGCGGCAAGUACGUCGUUUCCGACGAAGAUUUUGGCGGCGCCCUGAUCCCCCACGCGAAAUGGGCCGAGAGCUUUCUGCCGGGGAAACGCAUCGCCCUAAGUUUCAUCCUCCGGCAUCCUGGACUAGGUGAUGAGAAACAAUGCCCACGAUGUCGAACAAUGGAGACAUGGCUUGACGAUCAACCAGGGCGACGUAGAUGCCUAAAAUGCCACCUCACCUUCAGAAUAGAAGACCAAGAACGCACGCGUCUCUUCUGGAAAUCACUCAAGCCUCGCCCCAAACCCCCGACACAAACACAAUCUGCGCCUUCUCUCCCCAAAAAAGACAAAGACCCCAGGCGCCCCCUCCGCCGAAGCUCUACCAUUCCCCAGGGCGAAUUCGCCCACCAGUACCGGCGCGUGCACUACCAGCGCGACAUCCUGCGUCAACCAUCUGUGGAGCAGCGCUGGCAGAGCAGCGAUCCCGAAUUUGGCGAGUUCCUAGGCGCCCUGUCGCCCGUUCACCGCGCGGCGGCGACAGGGAACGUCGAAAUGCUGGACGAGCUGCUCAAUGACGGCGCGAACGAGGGCACUCAUUGGAAGGUGCCUCCACACAGCAUGUUCCGCCACGACCGCACUGGAUGGGACUUUACCGGCGCGCCACCAAUCCACUUCGCGGCGUACUACGGCCACAACUCCGCCGUGUUGUACCUUCUAUCGUGUGGGGCGGACAUUGAAGCAAAGGACUCGGCAGGGACAACGGCUCUACAUGCUGCGGCAUGGACGGGGAACGAGGGGCUGUUCAAAAUGCUUAUGAAGAAGGGAGCAGACAGCUCAGUGUGCGACUACGACGGGUGGAGCGUGGCCAUCUACGCAAUGAGCCAGGGCCACGAUGGCAUCACACGCCUCCUCCUCGGCGAGAACGCUGACGCCGACACCGAGAUGCUGGUGAAGACUUAUAAGCUCCGACACGCCGCGAAGCUGGGCAAUACCGACACCGUGCUCGGUAUGCUCCUCGAAGACCAGGAGGCGAACGCCGCGGAACCGUCCCAGGACGCCGAUGCCACAACGGAGUUAUUCCUCAACGAAGCCCUCCUCGGCGCCGCGGAGGGCGGACACGUCGAGCUCGUGCGCACGCUCCUAGCAAAAGGUGCCGAUGCCUGCGCAACAGACGACACGGGCUCGACGGCGCUCCACUGGGCAGGAUGGGGCGGCCACGCCGAGAUCGGGAACCAGCUAUACGAUGGGCAGGAGCAGGGCCAAGACGUCGAGUCUCGCCUGAAGAUUACCAGUCAGCGACAUGAGGAGGCGAUGACCCUGCUGCUUGGAGGAGGGGCAGAUAUCAAUGCGAGGAAUGUGCAGGGGUGUACGCCGCUGCAUUGGGUGAGUGGCGCGGGGAGCGUGCCGAUGAUGAAGUUCUUUGUGGACCAGGGUGCGGAUCCGGAGAUUGAGGAUUUUGCGGGUCGGACGGCGGUGGAGAGGGCGAGGGAGACGGGGGAUGAGGGGGUUUUUGGGGAGUUGGCGGGGUGAGGGAGUUUUUGCGUGUUUUAAGAUGGUGUAUUUGGUUUUGUUUGAUUUAGCGAUUUGGUUUACACAGCGAGCGAGCAUUUGGAUGGACUUGGGCGUCCUUUGGGGGUGGUGGCGGCUGGGUCAUAUAUGCAAUUUACAGUAUAAUAUUAUGUUAUAGUAUCAUCGGCUUAUGAAUAACUUACUUGGUACUCCAUAUCUGAGGUUGUCACAGGUGGGAACAAUGAUGUAGUCGUAUAGAAUUAAAUUGUAUCCGC
This is a messenger RNA of Pseudogymnoascus verrucosus, 2535 nucleotides long. RefSeq lists its product as uncharacterized. Bases 11 to 2281 code for a protein of 756 amino acids. Gene Ontology annotation, molecular function: protein binding. Gene Ontology annotation, biological process: regulation of barbed-end actin filament capping. Lineage: Eukaryota; Fungi; Ascomycota; Leotiomycetes; Thelebolales; Thelebolaceae. The transcript is spliced from 4 exons. The record is from RefSeq and is a predicted model, not a curated record. Gene Ontology annotation, cellular component: cytoplasm; nucleus.